Molecule: messenger RNA, 850 nt
Organism: Nicotiana attenuata
Lineage: Eukaryota; Viridiplantae; Streptophyta; Magnoliopsida; Solanales; Solanaceae
Exons: 5
Coding region: 65-529 (154 amino acids)
Cellular component (GO): nucleus
Molecular function (GO): RNA binding
Source: RefSeq, a predicted model, not a curated record
GCUAGAUUAGAAUUUCACGCUUUCUUGCACGUAGAAUAUUACGUGAAAUAGGUAAAGAAAAAUUAUGACAAUUGAUACAAUGGCACCAGCUCAAGCACAAGCAUCAGCACCGGCACCAGCACAAGCAACCAACAACAAUGAGGCACAGAAGAAGAGCAACAGAAUUCAAGUGUCUAACACCAAAAAACCACUCUUCUUCUAUGUCAACCUUGCAAAGAGGUACAUGCAGCAGCAUACUGAGGUUGAGCUUUCUGCUUUGGGCAUGGCUAUCACUACGGUUGUCACAGUUGCUGAGAUUUUGAAGAAUGGUGGAUUUGCCACAGAAAAGAAGGUUUUAACAUCCACAGUUGGAAUGAAAGAUGAGGCCAAAGGUCGCAUGGUUCAGAAAGCAAGAAUUGAGAUUGUGUUGACAAAGAGCGAAAAGUUCGACAAGCUGAUGACACCAAACAAUAAUGGUGAGCGUGCAGUAGCACAAAAUUCAGCAGCAACCAAGAAUAACAAUGACAACAAGGAGCAAAUCAAGAAGUAGAAUUACUUCUUGGGUUAAAAUGUCAUUCUUACUGUAUCUCAGUCUAGAUAUGAGGAUGCUAUAUUAUUAUUCUGCUAUUAUUUCUUAUUAUAUUUGUUAUUAUUAUUAUGUUAAGUGAGAGAGGCUAUUAUAUUAUUAAAAAAAUACAGAGUGACAGCAAAAGCAACCCACAACAAAGAGUGUUGUUUGUGAGUUGUGGCUUUUAGGAUUACUAUUUGCCUCCCAUAGAGUUUGCAACCAUUUUGCAGUUUCCUUUUUCAAACUUGUAUCUUCCAAAGAUACAGCACAUAUAUAAUAUGAUUGCUGUUUUGUUUGUUGCUA